This is a messenger RNA of Mercenaria mercenaria, 1248 nucleotides long. Its product is annotated as acetylcholine receptor subunit alpha-1-B-like. The coding region runs from base 1 to 1248 and encodes 415 amino acids. NCBI's taxonomy places the organism in Eukaryota, Metazoa, Mollusca, Bivalvia, Venerida, Veneridae. Gene Ontology annotation, biological process: chemical synaptic transmission; signal transduction; regulation of membrane potential. The transcript has a single exon. Gene Ontology annotation, cellular component: neuron projection; membrane; synapse. Gene Ontology annotation, molecular function: transmembrane signaling receptor activity; extracellular ligand-gated monoatomic ion channel activity; neurotransmitter receptor activity. The record is from RefSeq and is a predicted model, not a curated record.
AUGAGGAAAAUAUAUGCAAUUGUGAUUCUCUCUGUUACAUUUAUUCAGUGUUGGAGGCAGACAACAGGUGUAAGCCUUCCGGAGGUUAACUUGCACAAGGAUUUAUUUUCGGACUAUAAUCCAAAUGUGUUGCCGCAAGAGAAUAACUCAAAGCCAUUGAAUGUUACACUUGAUAUGUAUUUAAUGUCUAUAGAAAAUAUUGAUGAGAAAAGGCAAACUAUAACGAUCAAGGCUUUUCUAGAAAUAAAAUGGAGAGAUGCCUUUCUUAGAUGGGAUUCUACAAAAUAUCCAGGAGUUUCUAGAAUCAGUGUUAAAAAUACUGAUAUAUGGAUUCCAGAUAUUGCAUUGCAGGACACAUUUGGUGAACUGACUGAUUUCGGACAACGUGGCGGUAAAGCUAAUGUGAAAAGUGAUGGUUUGGUGACUAUCUGGCCAUAUAAGAUAUAUACAGUUGCAUGUAAAAUUUCAAUAACAAAAUUUCCAUUUGACAAACAAAAAUGUCAGUUUGAUUUCCUUUCAUGGAGCCACCCGACAUCUGUACUUGUUUUAAACACCUCACAAAAGAAACCGGAUAUUACUUUUUUCACAGAAAGUGGUGAAUGGGAUCUUAAAGACAGUGAAGCGGAAUUUGUCAGACAAAUGUACGUUAUUGAUUCCUUUGACCACGUAUAUUUCUUUUUUGAACUGCAACGUAAAUCUCUGUUUCAUGUUAUGAACGUUAUUAUACCAGUUCUGUGCAUUUCUGUUUUGAAUAUCAUUUCAUUUCUACUGCCAUCAGGAAGUGGUGAGAGGGUAACUUUGUCCAUAUCAAUAUUUCUUACACUUGCUAUAUUUUUGACCACUGUCAACAGUUUGAUGCCAGAGUCGUCUGAUGAGGUCGCUUCAUUUAGUGUAUACUUAGGUCUGCAACUUCUUGGAAGCGCAUUCAAUAUCUUUGUCACCAUUAUCUCGUUAAAUCUCUAUCACCACGAGGCUAACAGUGCUGUUCCGAGACUAUUAAAAACAUUAGUCAAGGUUUGCUGCGUUACAAAGACAAACGCACAUUAUCGAAUUGGAGCUGAUAUAUCAAACGAGAAUUCUAUAGCUUGUUUGAACGAUAUGCCACACGAACGCAUUAAAGUUGGUAACGAAUGUCGACCUGUGACAUGGACAAUGGUGUCAAGAGCAGUUGAUAAACUGUGUCUUAUAUCCGCACUUUGCUGGCAUAUUAUCCUUGCUGCAAGUCUGAUGAUAAGCGUUCAGUAUUAG